Molecule: messenger RNA, 3030 nt
Organism: Sorghum bicolor (sorghum)
Lineage: Eukaryota; Viridiplantae; Streptophyta; Magnoliopsida; Poales; Poaceae
Exons: 14
Coding region: 844-2775 (643 amino acids)
Source: RefSeq, a predicted model, not a curated record
UACUGGUUUGGUCAAUCUUUCGUAAUAGCAUACAGAUAAAAGUCUCUCGAAAUCACCCAAAUUCGUAAAAUUUCGACGAAAUUUCGGUGAAAUUUUGAACCUUGGUCUGAAUCUGAACUUUGGAGUUGGGCUUGUCAAGGUGCCGGCAGCUCUCAUCCUCCUGUGCCCGUCGAAGCAUGAACCAUGAAGCCGCCGUCGCUGACGCAAAGAUAGACCUGCUUGCCUGCUCUAGUACCGAGGGAGGCCGCGAGUAGCAGCAGCAGCUGCCGGCCGGCGGCCAUCUUCACGGGUACUGUAGCGGCGGCGAGUGCCUGGAGCACUAGGUUCAUUUGCGGAGGAUGAGGUGAUGGAGGAGAGAACUUGCACGGGCACCUGCUUGCCUGCUCCAGCGCCGGGGGAGGUCGCGAGCAUCAACAGCUGGGCGACGGCCAUCACGGGCGCGGCGGCGGCGGUGAUAUAUGGGCCGCAUCGCAUCGAUGCUAUGCUAUGCCAACGCAAGAAUUGGGACGAGCUUCCGUGUUUAUUUCGGAUCGGAAUCGGAUGCCCAACGGACGUCAUCGGGGCCGGGGUAGGUUCGUUCCUCUGCUGUGGUCUGUGGAUCAUAUAAUAUAGAGAACCCUAGCAGAGCACAGAGCGUUCCCCGACCCGACCGCUCACUCGCGACCGCACAGACACAAAACCCUACAUCGAUCUCGACAUCUCGCAGUCUGGUGGCAGCGACAAGCUACUCUCGCGGCCGUUCGGUGCCAUCACGGUUGACGGCGGCUCGGGCCUGCGGGGUGGUCGGGGAAAUUGCGCAUCUGACGACGACUAGCUACUGAUUCAUCGAGGGGAAAUUGCGCGAUGACUGCAAAGACCACGAGGAACAAGGGGGGGACUGACUACACAAGAGGUGUGAGUAGGGAGCAGAGAGCCAUAAACAGAAGGAACAGACUUGAAUCAUCACUGCUUUCAAGUCAGAGUUAUCUCCCUAGUGAUCAUGCGGCUUAUAAGGCGUAUCAUAAUUUUGAGGACAAUCUAUCUGCUAUUGCAGUGCAACGAUUCGGCGAACCUUUCCGUGAAGGUUCAAUCGUUGCUUUUGAGGAGAAGUCAUUUGGUGGAAUAAUCAAACCUGGUCAAUUAACUUAUCCAGUCAGUACUGAUUAUGCUGAGGACGUGUCUUCCUGGGUCGUCGCGAUCGCUUUGUUUGAUGGAGAUAAGAUGUUAUUUGCGUGCUCGGGCAUACCUAUACCUCACGGAAGAACUAGACAAAGACUAACAAGAUUUGUGACAUCAGCACAUUUGGUUACACAAUUCAACCAGAAUAGAAAUAAAGAUGAUAAGUUGAGGGUUGCAGUGCGCCUUCCGGAUAAUACAGCUACCGAUGGGUUCUUAGGACUAUAUGAUAAAGACAUUGCUGUCGUCACAUGCUUGGACUUCCUAGAAGUCUGUCCUAUAGAUCUGGAUCAUAAGGCAAAACCUUUCCCUGGUGGUUGUUUGAAAGCUGCUGGGCGUGCCUUCAACUCUGGCAGUUUGAUGGCCAUGCGUGGAUCUCUGUAUCAGAAACGCCCCCUCGAACCCCGCAACACCUGGGUUUCAGAUAGUCAAGAUAUCUCUAAGGCUGUACUUGGAGGGCCACUUCUGGGGUGGGAUAAUAAUAUUGUCGGGAUGAGCUUAGAUAUUUAUGACUCUGGUGAUGCAAAUUUGAGAUACACCUUCCUACCAAUGGACAUACUUUGCAAAUGCUUGAAGCAUUUUCAGAUACUCAAUCCUAAAAAAGACUUCCGUGGAUAUGCGUUGCCUAGAGAUGUAUUAAGUGUAGUUCCUUCAGGGUUUAUGCAAACUAUUUGCAGGUUAAAGUCCCAUGGCUAUCCCAUUCCACCACCACUUGUGCUUGAAUUCAAUGGGCGAUUGCUUAAUCAUUUUGAAGAAUGCUUUGGUGAAUUACUUCCUUGGAAAGGGUUUCCCUAUGGUGAUCCACCCGGUGGCUCUGAGAAGUGUGUCUGGAAUCAACUUCCAAAAGAAGUUGUGACAGAUGUAUCCCGUCGUGUUGUCUCACUUGCUUCUUUCAAUGGUUAUGUGAGAUCUUUUGCAUGCACAAGCUUGCUUAUAAAGCUUGGAAGCAAUGCUAAGCAGACUGUCAUCCUGACUUCAGCCAGUUUGGUUAGAGAUUGUUGUAAUGAGGAUAUCAUUGAUGAUAGCUUGACGAUUGAGGUGUUUCUCCCACCGAAUCAACGUGCUGGUGGGACAUUGGAAUUUUAUAAUUUAGACUAUAACAUUGCUAUUGUCAGUCUCAAGAAGAAUUUCAAUGCUAUUUGUCCGGAUGACAUCUUCACAGAAAGUGCAAAAAAUUCGUCUAAAAAGGUUAUAGCUAUAGGGCGUGAUGCUAAAUUUGGUAUAUUAAUGGCCGCAAGUGGUGAAAUGAAGUGUGGAAACAGGGGUUGCAAACUUGAUUGCAAAGAUGUUCAGUUGUCUACUUGUAAAAUCAAGAAGGCUGGGAUUGGAGGCCCGCUUAUUAAUCUUAAUGGGAGUUUUGUUGGCAUGAACUUCUAUGAUGGAAGCGGUGUAACUCCUUUCUUACCAAGGCACAAGAUUGUUAAAGUUCUAAGUCAAGUGAACUCUUUACCAUCAGAAUGUGGAUAUAACCAUCCUAUGCCUAUCAAUGUUAUUGGUGGGACAAAAAAGGGAAAUCAGAAAAACAACAGGUGGCCGGUGCCCAAGCCAUAUUGGUAUCAUAGCGAACUUCAGGCGAAUGUUCAUGCUCUAGGCAAGCAUAUUGGGCGGCGUCUUAAUUAGACAUCACACUGCUGGAGUAUCUAAUUGACCUUGUUCUGCUCAUCUAGCUAGUAUCUAAAAAACUUUGGUGUUGUUGCCGUGCUGCUUCUGUUUAUCUAGCUUACUAGUAUUUGACAGAUCUGUCUAGGAUAUAUGCAAGUUAGACUUGUGUUAUUAAUGGGUUAUUUAUGUGACUUCGACUCUUGUAACUUACAAGUUGGUUCAAAGGCUCUCAUGGACCUUGUUUUGCUCAUCUAAGAGACCAUAGUUUGGUGC